Molecule: messenger RNA, 5911 nt
Organism: Leptopilina boulardi
Lineage: Eukaryota; Metazoa; Arthropoda; Insecta; Hymenoptera; Figitidae
Gene: Set1
Product: histone-lysine N-methyltransferase SETD1
Exons: 8
Coding region: 904-5604 (1566 amino acids)
Cellular component (GO): Set1C/COMPASS complex
Molecular function (GO): histone H3K4 methyltransferase activity; RNA binding; protein binding
Source: RefSeq, a predicted model, not a curated record
UUCUAAUAGAAGGUGAAAUAUACUUUUACGAGAACAAAAAGAAAUUAGUUUCCAAAUGAAUUUCUCCUAUGGUUUCCGUACACAUACAAAUUUAUUUAAUUAAUUAAGAGAACUUUCACGAAAUUACGAUAAAUUAAUAAUGUAUGGAAAUUUUUUAUUUUUAUUUCAUUUAAAACAUAUUUUUGGGGGGAUUUUAUUUUUCGAAAAAACAGGCGCGGAAAAAUUCAUGGGAUUUAUAUAUUAUAACAAGAAUGGCGUCAUCGUGAAAUAGUAGUGUGUUCACUUUUUUUCUUUCUAAAUUACGCGGAUAAUUAAAACUUGGAUGGUGAAAAUGUUUCAUUUAUUGUGUGUGUUUAGAUGAUUAAAUAUUAGUAGUGACGACGAGAAUAUUCUCAAAAACCUUUGGAAAAUCUCUUGUUGAUUAAUAGAUGGUUUUUCAUCCACAGUGCGUGUGUUUUUUUUUUUUUCUUAGACGAGACAUACGACGAUUCGUGUGUUGGUGGUUUUUAUGCGCUGGCGUGUGUGUUGAAGGGCAGCUGCGAUUAUAAAAAAAAAGAUUCCCGACUUUUCGUGAAAUUAAAACAUUGAGAAAAAAAAGGGCAAAGUGAUUAUCAUUAACAUAGAGAGGAAAAAUUCAUUACAACAAGUGAAUAUAAAAAAUAAUAGAAACUGUGUAAAGGAAAUCGAGAAAAUCGAAAGCAGACAAGAGAAACAUUCGUAACUAUAAAAAUCAACAUUUUUCAAGACUGGCCAACGAUUCAAAAAAAAAAAAAAGACAAUAAAUAUUAAUUGACGAUUUAAAUGGUGUUCAAUAAUUAAUAUUUGAAUAUAAAUAAAAAUAAAAAGAGAAAAGACUGGAAAAAGUCUGAAUUUAUUUAAAUGAAUGGAUGAUGCUUGGAGGCAAUGAACGGUAUGGAGAGACAUGGACAUGGACAUGGUCAUGGACAUGGACAUGGUCACGGACAUGGACAUGGGCACUCGCAUUCACAUCAUCAUCAUCAUCACCAUCAUCAUCAUCAUUCCCAUAGUAAUUCAUCAUCGUCGUCGUCACAAAAUUCAUCGAGUCAUACCUCAAAGCACAAUCAUGGACAAAUAUCACAUGCAUCGAAAGAAAUUUCGAGCAAUCAACAACAUCAUCAACAGCAACAACAACAACCACCACCACCAUCAUCAUCGCAGCAACAGCAACAAUCACAGCCACCACAAUCUCAACAACAAUUAUCUCCAAAACCUCGUAAUUAUAAACUAUUAGUUGAUCCCUUUCUUGUGAAAGGUGCACAAAAAUUAUAUCGUUACGAUGGCAUUAUACCCGGUGAUCCAACACAACCAAUUGUUCAACCACGUGAUCCACGUUCACAAUUAACAAGAAUAUGGACACGUCUUGAACAACUUGAUUUACCCGUGCCAAGAUUUAAAAUCGAUCAAAAUUAUUGUGGCGAACCACCGCCAUUGGAAGUAACAUUUUGUCAUUUAAAUGACAAUAUUGAUCGUGCAUUUCUCUCUGAUAUGGUACAUAAAUUUGGUACCAUUGAAGAGCUUACAAUUUAUUAUCAUCCAGUGACAAAUAAACAUCUUGGCAUUGCACGUGUUGUUUUUGAAAGUACAAAAGCAUCAAAAGCAUGUGUUGAAAAAUUAAAUAACACCUCAGUAAUGGGUAAAGUAUUACGUGUAUUUCUCGAUGCAUUUGGUGAGGAAUGUAAAAAAAUUUACGACGAAAUGACAAUUGAAAAACGUGUUGAAGUUAAAGAAGUAAUAAUGAAAGUUGAUGUCGAACAGGAGAAGCCAUCGCCUAUUUUGGAAAAAAUUGUACCGCCAGUGAGUGAUAAAAAACAACAACAAACAACAACGUCAACAUCGUCAUCGACAAUUGGAAUGGAAAAUAAACGCGAUUACAUUGAAACACCACGUUAUGGUAAAUAUCGUGAUUAUCCAACACCAACUGGUGGUAGCAGUACUGCUGGUAGUGAUCUUGGCUAUGCAACAGCAUCAAGUGAAUUAAAUUAUUCAGGCACUUAUUCACAAAAUUCAACACCGGCAAAUUAUGAUUAUUUUUACGGUGGUUUUCAUCAUCCUCAUCAUCAUCCACCACCACCGCCUCAUCAUCAUCAUCAUCCAAAUAGUUAUUUACCAAAUGUUGCCGCACAAUCGCCAAAUUUAAAUUCAACUAUGUGGUGGAAUCAUCAGAAUUCAAUGGCAACGCCUGUUUGGACACCACAACAGCAACAUCAUCUUGAUAGUCCAAAUUUACAACUCAAUAAACCUCCACCAAUUACAACAUUGACAACAACAACGACAACCGUUGCGGUGACAACAACAUCAACAAAACAACAAUUUACGCCUAAAAAAGAGAAGGACAUGCAAAAUACACCGAAAACAACGCCACGUGAUUCACCAAUUGAAAGUGGAAGAAAAACACUUGAUUUAGAUACAAGAAUUGCCAUGUUAUUAAAGGAUAAAGCAGGUGGUAUGGCACCGCCAUUUUUACAAUUUGGUAGCGAUUCAGAGGAUGAAAAAAAAUCAUUACCAGAUGAGGAAUUAUUAUCAACACCGCCAAGUCCAUUUUUAACUGGUGAUAUUUAUAAAGCACAUCAUGAAAAGGCUGUGGAAAAAUUAAAGGAGAGACGAAAAAUACGUGAGAAUAAUAUUCAUCCAUUUCCAGUUGAUGAAGAACUUGGUAGUGUUAUUAGUUCGAGUGAAGAUGAGGCAUUAUUGGAUAUUUAUAGUCCAGCUGUUGAUGACAAUGACGAUCGGCGUAAGGAAUCUCAAGCUGUUGUAUCACUUGACGAUGAUCGAAUGUCAUUGAGUCCAUUGAGUUCCGGUGAUGAGAAAAUUGAAGAAAUUGGAUUUCAAGUGAUAGCGCAUAAUCCACCGGUAAAUCAACUCUAUACGGGUCCAGGUUAUCCUGGAGCUUUAGCACAUCCACAUUAUCCACAUCCAGUGAGUGAUAUGUACGGAUGGCCACGUCCCGCGCAUUAUCCAUAUCCAUAUGGAGCUCCGUACCUGCCAAAUAGUUAUCAACCUCCAAAUAAUUCCUUCCAAGGUGGAAUUCACAAUAAUACACAAGGAACAAAUUAUUUCCCCUCACUUCAAUCGAGACUACAAGCAAUGACUAAUUUUAAUACUUAUAAAGAUAAUCCUCAGGGUCCCACAAUUAAUGGGGUUUUAAAUAAAGUUGUUAAUGAAUUGAAGCAAAUUUUGAAAAAGGACUUUAAUAAAAAAAUGGUUGAGAAUACGGCGUUUAAAUUGUUUGAAGAAUGGUGGGAUGAAAAGAAAAUGGAGACAAAUGAAAAAAGUCAAACUACAUUUGAGGAGAAUAAUGUUACAAAUAAUGUGAUUAAUAAAGAAGAAAAUCAUAAACCAGAAGGACUUAGUUCGUUAAUAGAGCAAGCAACGCCACUUGGUUUUAAUUACGAUGGAUUUGGAUUGGGAAUUCGUGCCAGUAUGCCUAAAAUGCCAUCGUUUAGGCGAAAAAUUAAGCCACCGAGUCCAGUACCACAGGAUGAGGAUAGUCGACUAUCAGAUCGUCUUGGCACUGAAUUAAUUGAAAGUGAUAGCGAUUUAGAUUUACCAGCAGUACAGAAAACAAAAAGGCCACUCGAGAGUCUUCCCAGUGGAUCAACAUCAUCAUCAACAUCAUCGGCUGGAAGUUCAAGUGAUGAUACAAGUAGCAGUGAAUCAUCGAGUGAGAAUUCCGAUGAUGAAGAAGAGGAAUUUACAUACGAUCCACGUCCUCUUGCAUCGGCUAGUGAAAAUACUGAAAUUCUCAUGGAACUCGCGAUACAACGAUCACUUGAUUGUGCAACACCACCGGGACGACAAACACCAUUACCAGAUUUAAUAAUUCCAACGCAAGACAAUGAAUUACCAGAAAUGUGUAACGAUGCUAGUCCUUUAUCAUCGCCUACUUAUCAACAACAACAACACGAUGAAACCAAAGAGGAAAAUGAAAUGAAAACAAUUGACGACAAUAAUAGCGAAAUGAAAAUUAUUAUCGAGAGACAAAAAACACCGGAAAUUAAUGCCGAUAAUAAAAAGACUGAGAAUUUAUGGUUAAAUCAAGAGCCACGCGAUAUUGAAAGAAUGGAAAGUUCAGCUGCCGAGGCAUUAAUGACAUUAGCUGGUCAAGAUAAUAUAAUAAGGCACAAAAGUCCAGGACCAAUUGAAGCAAAUAUUAUACGAAGUUUGGAAAUAUUGUCAAAUAAAUAUAUUAAUGAUGUGCCAAUACUUCAAGAAUCGGAGAAAAUUGAAAUGUUUAGCGAAAUACCAACAACUGAUUCUGAGGAGGAGAGUUUGGAAAUUCGACGAUUACGAUUCCAAGCUGAGGCUAAUUUACGUCUAAAUGGUGAAAAUUAUCCCGAUGGUGAUAGUGGUUUGCGGCCAUUAGUAUUUGCUGAACAUUCAUAUUCUUUGCUGCCUGCAAAACCUGUUGUUGAAGAAAAAUCAACAAUUAUUGAAAGUGAAGUUACACCAACAUUACCAACGACAAUUAAGGCAAAACCAGCGAAAUUAGAUAAGAGAAAAGAAAAAGCUGAGAAACGAAAGAAUAAUAAAAUUUCAAAACUUCAUAUACAAAAUCAUGAACGAGAAAAGGAGAAUAUUAUUGAAAUGGAAAAUCGUAAGAAUAUUUAUGAGAUUCCAAAAUUACCACAACCGGAAGUUACCUAUAAGGAGAGGGAUCUCAUGUCGGAAAUGAGUAUAUUAUAUCAAUUCUUAACGCGAGGUAUUGAUGCUGAGGAUGUGGAAUAUUUGAGAAGAAGUUACGAAGCCUUGUUGGCUGAUGAUGCUCAAGGUUAUUGGCUUAAUGAUACACAUUGGGUGGAUCAUCCGCCUACUGAUGUUCCUAGUCCUGCGAAAAGAAGAAAAAGAGAUGACCUCAGGUUACAUGCCACUGGUUGUGCAAGAACGGAGGGUUAUUAUAAAGUUGACAUUCGCGAGAAAUUGAAGCAUAAACAUCAUUACGCUCAAAGUAUUCAAAGAAGUAAUGAUGUAGAGGAAAGUGGCGGUCCAUACGCGGGAGGUGAUGGACUCGCGAAUGGUCCUAAGGCAAAUUCAAAAACCCUCACCGGUAAAAUGCAAGCAUUGUCAAGAGAAGCGAGAAGCAAUCAACGUCGUCUUCUUACUGCUUUUGGUAUCGAUACAGACAGUGAUCUUCUUAAGUUUAAUCAAUUGAAGUUCCGAAAGAAGCAAUUGAAAUUUGCAAAAUCGGGAAUUCACGAUUGGGGCUUAUUUGCAAUGGAACCAAUUGCCGCCGACGAAAUGGUGAUAGAAUACGUUGGACAAAUGGUGAGGCCUGUUGUCGCCGAUUUACGUGAGUCACAAUACGAGGCAACUGGAAUCGGAAGUUCGUACCUUUUCAGAAUCGACUUGGAUACAAUUAUUGACGCGACCAAAUGCGGAAAUCUCGCUCGGUUCAUUAACCAUAGUUGUAAUCCGAAUUGUUAUGCUAAAGUGAUCACAAUAGAGAGUCAAAAGAAAAUAGUUAUUUACAGUAAACAACCAAUUGGGGUUAAUGAGGAAAUUACGUAUGAUUAUAAAUUUCCAUUGGAAGACGAUAAAAUUCCCUGCCUAUGUGGAGCUCCUCAAUGUCGUGGAACUCUCAAUUAAAAAAAAAAACACACACAAAAAACAAAAAAACAAAAAAAGGAAAACAAAAAAAAAAAAAGAAAAGUGUUCGUCAGCUUCAUUGUUCAUUUCAUAUAUAUAUUAUAUAUAUAUUUUUUUCUUUAUUACUAUAUUUUUCAUCGUACCCUUUACCCGUUGCUCAUAUUUUUGUAAAUACGCCCCUUCUCCCCUUUCUGCCCUCUCUUACCCCCCUCUGAAAUAUUACUUUUGUGUAAAACAUUUUAUAAAAAAAAAAAAUUGCAACUCUACAGUUGAAAAUAAAUAUUUUUUUUUCUUGGUUUUUUUUUAA